CUUAAAGCUUAAGACAUUAAUAAUGAGAAGAAUUUAAAAUUAAUCCAAUUUUCGUCAGAAUGGUUAAGACCCAUAAAUUUUUGUUGGUUCGUGGGAAGAUUUCUCUGCCUAAAGUGUUGUAGAGGAGGUGGGUUUGUUCUGCAACGCAAAGUUCUGAUUGUUUCUGGCCAUUUUGUGUGGUGGGCUGGUGAAUUACUUGUACCGUAUAACGAUGGGGAGGAUGUUGAGGAGUUGCUUACAGUCGCUGCUGAAACUCGUCAAUUCGAUUCUUGGGAUGGUUGGGAUUGCGAUUAUAAUUUAUACUUUGUGGAUGUUUAGGGUUUGGCAGAGACAGAUAGAUGGGUCUCCUUUCGUUGAUUCUAAUUUUCCUACUCCAUGGUUUAUCUAUGUUUCUCUUGGCCUUGGAAUCGCUGUGUGUGUGAUCACCUUCUCUGGUCAUAUUGCUGCAGAGACUGCAAAUGGUCAUUGUCUUUCUUGUUAUAUGGUGUUUGUCUUCUUGCUUCUAAUGUUGGAGGCUGCAGUGGCUGCUGAUGUUUUUCUGAACAGCCAUUGGGAAGAGGACUUCCCUGAGGAUCCCACUGGGGCAUUUGAUCAGUUCAAAGAUUUCGUUAAAUCUAAUUUUGAUUUCUGCAAAUGGGUAGGCUUGUUCGUCGUGUCUGCACAGGGAUUGUCGGUCUUAUUGUCCAUGGUUCUCAGAGCACUUGGGCCAGAUCCUGGAAGAUAUUAUGAUAGUGAUGAUGAUUAUGCUCCAGUCAGGCUUCCGCUCUUGAGGAACCCUGUUCAGCCACCCCCAUAUGUUGUCGUUGAUCCACAGUUUGCCCCCAAAAAUGAUGCUUGGAAUGGAAGGGUGUACGAUAAGACAAUCAGGUAGAAAAAGAUGUUGAGGUGUAUCAACUGGAAUGAAGAUGUGAUGGAGGUGCAUUUUAUGGGGUUUAUAAUGGUCAAGUUGAGUUGGUAAAUAAGUUGCAAAUGUACAGAGCUACAACUCAGCCGUUGUUUAAAACAUCUCUCAGAGCUUCAAAAAUUAUUGUGUAAACUUUUUCCUGUUAAUGUAUAUGACAAUGAUGCAGCAGAUCUAUGGAUAGCUGAAAAUUAAAUCUUGUUUUAGACUGUA
Molecule: messenger RNA, 1114 nt
Organism: Macadamia integrifolia
Lineage: Eukaryota; Viridiplantae; Streptophyta; Magnoliopsida; Proteales; Proteaceae
Product: tetraspanin-19-like
Exons: 6
Coding region: 212-871 (219 amino acids)
Cellular component (GO): membrane
Source: RefSeq, a predicted model, not a curated record